CGUCGUCUUUUUCCACAGUCGUGUUGUGUUCCCGAUCAUGUGGUUUAUGUGAGGAUUAUGUGGCUACACAGUGUAUUAGUCUUAUGUGUCUUCAGCUGUCUGGGAGGAUGCGCUCGCCACGUUCCUGAGGAUGAUUUAUGGUCAGAGGUGGCCCCCGGUAUACAAGGGGCAGACUACGACAACAGUGUGGCCUACGCCGACUAUACGGACGAGGCCGACACCUAUAAUGGGAACGACACACUGGAAGAGGUGACGACGUCGGCCACCAACAAAACAGGGUGGCUGCGGUGGUCCAGAGUCCUGGGGAACGUUACCAAGACUGCAGGGGAGGCAGUCAAACUGCGGUGUGAGGUCUUUGGGGAUCCGCCACCCUCGAAGUUGCAGUGGUACAAGAACGAGGCUCCUCUAGAGCCGACAAAGGGCCGCGUGACCAUUCGGCCAUACACACCUGCCAAGUAUGGUAACACAGCUUUGGGGUCCAGGUUGAGGAUAUCCCCUCUAGAAGUACAUGACACAGGGUUCUACACAUGUGAGGCCACCAAUUCUGAUGUCAGAGUUGACACAACAGGCAUCCUAAAAGUUUCGAUGAACCAGUGGGGUCAAGAUCAUGCUGCGCCUCCCCUGGGGUCUUCUGUUCCUCACUUUAUUGACAGCAUGAGUCCAGACGAAGGUCUAGGCUUACCGCCUGUGGGUGGCUUGAAUGCCCCUGUGGACACAGGAGGUCUCGGUGCUGUCUUGUCUCCUCCUGUGUUCAGCGAUCCUACCAAAAUGGAACCCAAACAACCUGGUCUUGAAGCAGAACCUACAUGUCAGCCUUACCGUGGGCAGAGAUGCAUUGAUUUGAUUGGCAACAAGUCUGUUUACAUACCUGCAGGCGUUUCACAAAAGGUCAUUGAAUUCAAGCUUAAUCAGGCUUUUUCAGUCGUCUCCCAGUCAAAGGAUCUGUCCCAGAGUUGUGAGAAGUACGCUCUGCCGUCUCUCUGCUACACAGCUUUCCCCAUAUGUAGGGACGACCACACCAGACCACCUAGACGCAUCUGUCGUGAGGAUUGUGACCUGCUAGAGAAUGAGCUGUGUCAGUUGGAGUACGCUCUGGCCAAGAAACACCCUCUGAUUGGUCGUCAGAUAGAGAUGCCCGAAUGUAUGAACCUGCCAGACAUCGGCUCUCCGGACAGUGUGGACUGCCUGCAACUUGGCAUGCCUCAGCCAGAGCCUGUCAAUCCCGAUGAGAAGUGCUACUGGGGCAAGGGGGAGGGUUACAGAGGUGACCUCGCAGUGGCUGCUAGUGGCCGACCCUGUAUACAGUGGAGGAGGCAGAUGUAUGUCAAGACAUCACAACACACGUCACUGCUGGGUGGCCACAGCUACUGCCGCAACCCUGGGGCUGUGGAGAACCAACCGUUCUGCUACACAGACAAGGGCACCACACCAGAGAUCUGUGAUAUCCCUAGCUGCUUUCCAGAUUGGCAGAUGACACUGUGCCUUGUGGCUGGUGGUAUGUUGUUGCUACUGGUGCUGUUGUUGUUGUACUGUUGUUGCCGCAAGAGGAAACAACACAUAGCUCGCAACAGGCUGGCCACCACACCUGGCAUCAAGGCCAUGAAGAGCUCCCCCAACAAGAAGGGUCUGGAGAUGUCCGCUCUGAUCCCUGGCUCCAACGCCAGCAGUCUCAAGAGUGAGGCUCGGCCUCGGGUCAGGGAGUUUCACCUCUCCAACGUACGCUUCCUACAGGAGCUGGGCGAGGGAGCCUUCGGUAAGGUAUACAAAGGAGAAAUCAUUAAUGAAAACGGACCACUUCUCGUGGCUGUCAAGACUUUGAAGGAGAAUGCAACUGCUAAAACUGCACAAGACUUCAGGAGAGAGGUUGACCUGAUGUCAGAACUGAGACAUCCCAACAUUGUGUGUUUGCUGGGAGUGAGCCUGUCAGGAGAGCCUAGCUGCAUGUUGUUCGAGUUCAUGACCAGGGGAGAUCUUCAUGAGUUCCUGAUGGGUCAUUCUCCGAGAUGUGACGUCAGCAACUGCAGUGAUGAACCUCCUCUGGAUCAGUCGGACUUCAUGUACAUCGCCAUCCAGAUUGCUGCAGGAAUGGAGUACCUGUGCAGUCACCACUAUGUACAUAGAGAUCUAGCUGCCCGUAACUGUUUGGUUGGGGAGAAUCUAGUCGUUAAGAUCUCUGAUUUCGGACUGUCAAGAGAUGUUUACUCUUCAGACUACUAUAGGGUUCAAUCUAAGUCACUAUUGCCUGUGAGAUGGAUGCCUCCAGAGUCCAUACUGUACGGCAAGUUCACCACUGAGUCCGACGUCUGGAGUUAUGGUGUUGUCUUAUGGGAGAUAUACAGUUACGGUCUUCAGCCGUACUAUGGAUACAGUAACCAGGAAGUGAUAGACAUGAUCAGGUGUCGCCAGCUGCUGCCGUGUCCUGAGGACUGUCCGUCGCGCAUGUACUCGCUCAUGAUGGAGUGUUGGCACGAGGCACCGCUACGCCGGCCACACUUCCCCGAGAUACACGCCAGACUGCGCCAGUGGGCUGGGUCCACGCCACCACAGGCCAGCAGCGACCGCACUAACUCUACACAGCUCAGUCGCAACAAUCUACAAACACAUCCGUCACACCAGCUGGUCGUCAGGCUUCCCCCUCCCUACAAUAAGACUGCCACCAACAUAUGACUGUAGCCUCAGGGUCAGGAGAUGUUUGGAAGUUUUUAUUGAUUUCCCUUACUCAAUUAAGUCUGAUUUAGUCUACUUUAUGGAAAGACUCCACGCUAAGAUAUUGUAUUUUAAAGUGAUAGCAGCUUGCUUACCUGAGAAGAAGUCCAAGUUACCCCUAGUACAGACAGAAGACAUAGAAAACACACAUACACUGUUAUCUGUUUUCUUUGUGUACUCUGGCCCACUAGAACUUUUCCUUAGGUAAGUUUUUAUUAUCUUUGUUCAAAAAAACUUAGUCUACUCUUUCCAGGAUAAAGACAUUACCAUAACUCCAGUACGCUUUUACUGAGCCUAUAAAACCAAAAGACAAUGAAGAAAAGUAAUUACACGCUCAAAUCUUAUUAUUAGAAUUAAUUGUAAUAUUAGCUUGAAUAUUGAUUAAGAAAUUGUCAAAAUUACAGUUGUUUUAAAAUAUGUCUAGCCUAGAAAAUAAUCAUAACUUUUAGCUGUUUGAUCAAAUAUUACAUAAAAGGCACAAUGCGUGAUAAAAACAACUCAAAAUUAGUGAUAAUUCCCUAAAUCAAAAUCAAUUUAUUUGUCCUUUUAAAUUGUUAGAAUCAUCAGUUGCUAAAAGAUUUUAAAAAUUGCCAAGUAAAAUUGCAUGAUUUUUAAUUAAAGUUAUUUUGUCCUCUAUUAACCAACUAUCAAUGUCAAAUUAAAAUACCAAGAGAUAUUUAAGAAAAAUAUCAAAUCCAAUACUUCACUGCUUAUAAAAGUCUAAGGAACGCACAGUCACAAUACCUAGUUUACUUUAGUGAUACAUUUUAGACAUUUAUAUAUUAAGAUUAUGUAGAAAACAGACAUCAAUGUAUUUAAUUAACAUAACAGUAUUCUUUUAGUCCAUGUUCAAAAGUAGUGUCUAAAGGUUACUUUAUAAAAGAACAAGGUAGUGUGCCAUUUGCUAUUAGGAACAUGUUUAAUUUUAGUGUGGAAUCCCUGGGAGUUAUGUUGCCUAAGUUAAACAUACCACUUUCACAAAAGAUGCUAAGCUAAGUAAGUAGAACUCCAAUCAUCCGAAUCAAUUGGAUUUGUACCCCAUUCAGAUGAUGACAAAUUUUUAUAAUUAAUUGAAUAAAAAAAAAUCUUGAUUUGGCAGAAAGUUCUUAAAUAGGCCAAGCUUUUACUAUUACGAUUGCAGGAUGCGUCUCCAAAUAUCCCGUGACAAAAAAAUUUACGUUUAUGCUGCGAUCAAAGAGGACGAUUAUGACUUAUGACCGUGGGAGACGACAAUGUAGGUAUAUAAGACAGAGGGAGAUAUUAAAGCUACGGUCACAGAAAAACACGUUUCUGUGACCACGGGGGACGAUAAUUAUGUCUAAAGGACCACAGUGCAUGUGCAAGAUUUGACGGCUAUAGCAAAAAACGAUGACAAUGUUUCGAUGACUGCAGGAGACGAUGAUGAUGCCUACUCGACCACAAGAGAGGUUUUAAAUUUGGCCCCAAUCACAGCUUCUGACUUUAAUAACAAUUCUUAUUUGUGUUACACAAUUUAAUAAAUUAUUUCUGUUAAACGAUUCAGAUAAUCGAGGAUACAGAUAGCUGAAGUUCAGAUAAUUGAAGGUCUACUUUAUUGUUCAAGAGAAUUGAAAUACUUUUUUUUAUUACAAAACAUUGGAUUUAGCCAUUCUGUACUAAAUUAAAUCUAAUCAGUGCCGUAUCAAAUAAAUAUGGGUCAUAUUUAGGAUGCAUAUUUUUUUAUUUGCAUAAUUUACAAUUCAAUUCAAAUAAAUCACAGGAAAAAGUCUUAAAUAGAAAAUAGUUCUAACCUGUAAUUUACUAUCAAACAGUAAAGCAAUUGUUUUCAACAGUAAAGCACAAUUUUACCAACAGGCCUACUGUUAGUUAUUUACGCAUAAUUUUACUUAGUAUUAUUUGUAAUUUAGCAUGUACAUAGCUGUAAUUAUGUAUAUAUGUGAAUAAUUUAGGUAUAUAUUAUAGCAAUUUUAGUUUUUUUAUGAAAUGAUUUUAACCAAAGUUUGAAUUAUUUAUACUAUUUAUUUUAUACUGAUAUUUUGCCAUGUAGUUUUACAUUUUGGUAAUGUAUAGUCUUAUUUUACAAUAAUGUUCAAGUGAAACAUGUAAAUAUAUGAUUGUACAUGCAAAGAUUCAAGAACACGUUCCUGUAAUAAGAGUUGUGUGGGUACUGUGAACAUCAGUGUGAAUUAUUUGUAACUAACUGAAUGUUGUGUAAUGAAUUGCUUAUUUUUUUUCAUGGGAUCAAAAUGAUAAGGUCUUACCAUAUACAAGUUGGUACAUCAAUUUUUUAGGAAUGUUAAUAAUUUGUUUAUUCUUUACCUUUUGCAUUUGAAAGUACAGUAGGGCCUUUAUAUUAAAAAGGUUUUGUUACUUAAUCAAAACGCUCACUUAUUUUUAUUGUUUCUUGUUGUUUUUAAUAAAACCAAAUAAUAAUUAUUUAUAUCUAAAAUUUAGCUUUUAAGAUUUAU
This is a messenger RNA of Macrosteles quadrilineatus (aster leafhopper), 5153 nucleotides long. Its product is annotated as tyrosine-protein kinase transmembrane receptor Ror-like. The coding region runs from base 58 to 2667 and encodes 869 amino acids. Gene Ontology annotation, cellular component: signaling receptor complex; membrane. The transcript is spliced from 18 exons. Gene Ontology annotation, biological process: positive regulation of kinase activity; protein phosphorylation; multicellular organism development. NCBI's taxonomy places the organism in Eukaryota, Metazoa, Arthropoda, Insecta, Hemiptera, Cicadellidae. Gene Ontology annotation, molecular function: transmembrane receptor protein tyrosine kinase activity; ATP binding; protein binding. The record is from RefSeq and is a predicted model, not a curated record.